ACCAGUCCCACCAACGUGCCAUCAAAAACAAGGCGAAGCAGCCGCCGCUUCUCUCUCCUCUUCCUCCCCCUGGUCCUUCCGACAAUCUCACAGCCCACACCUAGCCUGCGCACGGCGCACCCCGUACAACUCCCCAAAUUGCACUUCCGCCCUGCCCCCAACCCUCGCCGCGUCGUGCGCCGCCCUAGGGUUCGUGGCCCCUUUCCCCUCCCCGUCUUUCGUCAGCGGCGAUGGCGUCGGCGGCUUCGUCCCCGGCGGCGGCGGCAUCGGCGCGGGCUGGGGGCGGGAAGGACGACGAGCUGGCCGAUCUGGUGCGGCGCCUCGUGGACGCCCUCGCCCGCUACUCCGAUCGCCUCCCCUUCGACCUCGAUCGCCAGAAACUUCGCUCACUUACCACACUUGCUGCAAUCGCCAUCACACUUGUUUUUGCCUGGAAACUGUUGAGAGCUCCUCAAGAGCAACCUCGGAGGCCACGAAGACGGGUUGCUCCAUCAUCUAGCAACACCAGCAGUAGAUCAAGACCAGGGGCUUUGGCCUCAACAGAUGCUUGCUCAUCGGCAGAUUCAAGAGCACAUGAAGCAAUCAACCAGCUUUUCCAGCCAGUAAAUCUGACUCUUGAGCAGCUUGUCAGGCAUAAAUUGAGCGAAGGACGAAGGGUCACCUGCCGAUUACUUGGUGUGAUUUUGGAGGAAACGACUCCAGAGGAGCUCCAGAGUCAUGCCACAGUGAGGUCUUCUGUUUUGGAGGUUCUUCUAGAAAUUGCAAAAUUCUGUGAUGUCUAUCUGAUGGAGUGCAUUCUCGAUGAUGAAAGUGAGGAAAAGGUGUUGUCUGCCCUGAGUGAAGCUGGGCUAUUUACUAGCGGUGGUUUCGUAAAAGACAAGGUUCUCUUCUGUAGUACGGAAAAUGGCCGUACCUCUUUUGUUCGGCAACUCGAACCUGAUUGGCACAUUGACUCAAGCCCUGAAAUUGUUCACCAAUUAUCUAGGUUUAUCAAAUAUCAGCUACACAUUUCACCACAACAAACAGAAAGACUAGCGCCCAAUGUUUUCAGCUCUACAAGCUUGGAACAGUUCUUUGGAGGCCUUGAUCAGAGAUGAUACAAUGAGCCAAUGAGGUCAGACUACAGCAAGCCUUGGCAUUGCGAGAACACCUGAGGAACACCAUUGUUCAUUUUUUUCCUUGAAUGAUGUAAUUCGUUUUCCUUGUACUAUGUGUAAUAGUCUUGUGGUAUGUACUAAACUGAUUCUACGAUGCCCCCAUAAGCUAUGAAAAGAGGUAGCACCUGUAGCAUAAACCAUGUAUCAACUUGUCCCUGUAUAACCAAAAUACUUACAAUUGUCAACCUAGUAUUUAUUUCUGCAAAUUGUUUAUCCAAGUCA
Messenger RNA from Brachypodium distachyon (stiff brome), 1379 nucleotides. Its product is annotated as peroxisome biogenesis protein 22. Gene Ontology annotation, biological process: peroxisome organization. The coding region runs from base 231 to 1097 and encodes 288 amino acids. The record is from RefSeq and is a predicted model, not a curated record. NCBI's taxonomy places the organism in Eukaryota, Viridiplantae, Streptophyta, Magnoliopsida, Poales, Poaceae. The transcript has 9 exons.